AUGGGGAGAGCUCCAUGCUGCGCAAAGAUGGGCCUCAAGAGAGGGCCAUGGACUCCAGAAGAAGAUCAAAUUCUCAUCAAUUACAUCAACACUUAUGGCCAUUCCAAUUGGCGUGCUCUGCCCAAACAUGCUGGCCUGUUAAGGUGCGGAAAGAGUUGCAGGCUCCGGUGGACAAAUUAUCUGAGGCCUGACAUCAAACGCGGCAACAUUACCAAAGAAGAAGAGGAUGCAAUAAUCAAUUUACAUGAAAUGUUAGGAAACAGAUGGUCGGCUAUUGCCGCAAGGCUACCAGGGCGCACAGAUAAUGAGAUAAAAAACGUGUGGCACACCCAUUUGAAGAAGAGGCUGCCACCAAACCAAGAGAGUCACCACCCAAAACGAAAUAAAAAACAACAAACGUUGGAUACUGUGGACGCCAAACAGCAACAACGACACCCCUCAAAGACACCCAAAGAAGAGAACACAAAGGACACCCCAUUAUCUCCUCCACAAUGUUCUAGUGACAACAAUAGUACCAUAACUAAUACUACUACUAAUCAUGGCAUGUCCGUUAAUAUUAAUAUUAAUGAUGCUGACUCACCACAAAAUAAUCUUGCAUUGGAUGAGGAUUUUUGGUCUGAAGUAUUGUCUUCCGAUAAUUCCGGUGAGACAAGCGAUUUUCCGACAAUCGGUGCUGACUGUGAUCAGAUACAACUUCCCUUCUCUCCUCUGUCAAGCAUGUGUGAUGAUGACAUGAACUUUUGGUACGAUGUUUACGCGAGAGCUGAGGAAUUAAAUGAGAUUUUGGAAUUGUGA
Molecule: messenger RNA, 795 nt
Organism: Abrus precatorius (Indian licorice)
Lineage: Eukaryota; Viridiplantae; Streptophyta; Magnoliopsida; Fabales; Fabaceae
Product: transcription factor MYB14-like
Exons: 3
Coding region: 1-795 (264 amino acids)
Source: RefSeq, a predicted model, not a curated record